ACAAACAGUAGGUAGGGAAGGAGGGUUUCUUUCUUUGUUUCUUUUCUUCUCAAAAAUCAUCUCUGAGAAAAACCUAAUUCCCCCUUUUCCUCCUUCUCUUCCUCCUCCAAUUUCGAUGCAUUAAUAUUAUUCCUCUCUGUGACUUUCACGCCGGUCUCCGUCACCGUGCCGUCACCGGGAACUACCGCUUUGUUGGUUGUACGCUUAGUCCGUAACUGCCCGCCCGCGCAAAUCAAAAACCAAAUCAAUUCGAAUUUCUUUUUUUUUAUAUAUAUGCUAUCGUGCGCCGGAGGGAUUGGCCAUGGCUGGAGAUGGAACCGUGCCCGCGCAAUCGUCGUCGAUGUCGCUGCCCGCGGGGGGAGGGGCGAGGGCGGCGCCGGCGGAGCCGCAGUACGUGACGGCGAAGACGUCGGUGUGGUGGGACAUCGAGAACUGCCACGUUCCCAAGGGCUGCGAUCCCCACGCCAUCGCCCAGAACAUCAACUCCGCCCUCGUCAAGAUGAAUUACUGCGGAACUGUAUCCAUUUCCGCAUACGGCGACACCAAUCGCAUCCCCGCAUCGGUGCAGCACGCGCUCUCCAGCACCGGCGUGUCGCUCAAUCACGUACCCGCCGGUGUGAAGGAUGCUAGUGACAAGAAGAUUUUGGUUGACAUGUUGUUCUGGGCAGUUGAUAAUCCUGCCCCAGCAAAUUACUUGCUGAUUUCUGGUGAUAGGGAUUUCUCUAACGCACUCCAUCAGUUACGCAUGCGGAGGUAUAAUAUCCUUUUAGCUCAACCCCAAAAAGCUUCAGCCCCACUUGUUGCUGCAGCAAAGAGUGUAUGGCUUUGGACAAGCCUUUUGGCUGGAGGACCCCCACUUAAUAGUCGUGAGUCAUCUCAAUUUGUUAAUGACCACAAUGUUUUCGACCAUGAUAUGUCAAAGAGCCUGCUUUCUGAUUCCAUUCAAGGCAGCCAACCACUAAGUUCAAAUUUUGAAAGCUUUUCUUCGGGAAAUCCAAAGGUUUCCCCCCCUGGAAGGGUUCCUGAUAGUAAAUUCAAAGGAAAACCCAUUCGGAAAAAUCCUAGCCAACCCGCGAUAUCAAGAGCUUCAAGUGUUCCAGUUGGGAUUCAAGAAAGUAGGAACAAUGUUUACACGCAGCAACCAGAAUAUACCCAAAAAAAACAGUUUAAGAAAGCACCUCACGAAUUCUUUGGUGGUAAUGAGUCUCUAGUCUCUGCCAGUAGGUCCACUCCUAGUUUCUUUCCAGGUCGCGAUCCUUCGGGGAGCAAUGGACACGAUGUAAUAGGGAAUUCUCAAAAUCCAUAUUCUCAUCCUUCCAUGCAUAACGGUAUUCCUAUGCAGCCUAUUCUUGCCCCAGAUAAUUUUCUUCCUCCGAGUUCUUAUAACCAUGGGUUUUGCCCUGUGCCUUCCCGAGCUGAUGGUCCUGGAUUUUCUUCAGCCCCAUACACCAAUGUUCCUGACAUUGGUAAAAUAAGCAUUACGGAUUACCCCAACUACUCUCAAAGUCUUAAUCUUCCUCUACAAAUUGGAGAGGAGUUCAGACCAAGUUCUAUGGAGCCCCCAAACUCAUCCAGCUUAACCAUACCACAGAGGGCCUUUUCUCUGCCCACAAGCCAAUCUUCUCAGCUUGAUACCUCAAGCGGUUGGUAUACUGGUGGUCCCGAGCUUCCAUCCUCUUCAUCUGCUAACCCUAUUCCCACUAAUGUUGUAUGGGGAACUCAAGGAUGCCCACUGCCUUCUGAAUAUGUCCAAGGCCUUAUAGGAGUUGUCCUACUUGCCUUGAACACCUUAAAAGUGGAAAAGAUUAUGCCUAUUGAAGCAAACAUCGCCGACUGCAUUCGUUACGGAGACCCAAAACACCGAGGUACUGAUGUAAGGAAGGCCUUGGAUAGUGCAAUUGAGCAAAAUAUGAUAGUGAAGCAGAACUUGGGUACAGUGCAAUUUUAUGUUGGUAAAAAUGACAGGUUAUGGAAGUGUGUUAACCCCAUAGCCGGUAACCCUAAUCAAUACCCAAAAGCUAAAUGGGACGGGAUAGAAAGGUUCUUAUCAUCUGAUGCUGGACAAUUGGCAAUGAAGGCUUCUGAAAGCAAGUAUGAAGCAGCUUUAAUUCUAAGAAAAGCAUGUUUAGAAGAACUGGCUUUGGGGGAAGUACUUCAGAUCUUGAAUAUAUUGGGUGCAGUGAAGAAAUGGAUUCACUACCAUCCAUCAGGAUGGCAACCAGUUACUAUUACACUUGCAGUGGCUAGUCCUGACGUGAGUACUAGCUAUGCUGCUUUGGUUUAAAUAAGGAUCACCAGUUAAUGGUUCCAAGAAGUGGCAUGAAAGCUGAUCUAUACAGAAGCAAGUAAGAAUGCUAAAUUGUCGAAUGUGAGACAUUUUUUUGAGUAAAGAGGCUCACUUCUCAACCAAUCUAAAUACACUAUUUUGUAAAACGGAAGGUUGCCCCCUUUGGUUUCUUCUCCAUUGUUGGCAGCCAUUUCACGUGUAGCGAUUUCUCUUUUAAUUUCCCAGUUUUACAUGUAUAAAGUGGAAGCGUUUAUAGACGGUUUUUCUAGUUCAGAGGCUGGAAUGUGGCUCAAACAGUAAAGUGUCUUAUUUGUUUAUUUUAUCAUUUUUUU
Molecule: messenger RNA, 2619 nt
Organism: Malania oleifera
Lineage: Eukaryota; Viridiplantae; Streptophyta; Magnoliopsida; Santalales; Ximeniaceae
Exons: 3
Coding region: 302-2284 (660 amino acids)
Biological process (GO): regulation of gene expression
Cellular component (GO): peroxisome
Molecular function (GO): RNA nuclease activity
Source: RefSeq, a predicted model, not a curated record